AUGGAAGAGAUUGACCGAAAAAGAGAAAUCAUUGGAGUGAACAGGCCGUGUUGCCCCUUCCCGCAGAGCCCGUUCCUUUGGCGGAGCCCCGCAGCGGAACUACGUUUCCCAGGGUAGCCGGGGAAGGCGGUGCCCGCCCCGCAGGAAGGGCGGUGCGCUCGGGGCACUGCUGCACCGUACAGCCGCAGAGCCAGUGCGGGGCCGGGCGGCGGCGAGGGAGUCAUGCUGCGCUACUCCGGAACACGCUCCCCGCCGGGCGUCUGCCUCCUCCUGCUGCUGCUCCUCUGCGCCAAUGCUCUGGCCUCUGUGGUGUCGCGGAGCCGCCGGGGGGGCAGCAACGAGAAACCCAUCGUUGGGAUAUUGGCACAGGAGUGUGACUUCACAAGUUUCCAUAGAUUUGGAAGUUCCUACAUUGCUGCUUCAUAUGUGAAGUUCCUAGAAUCUGCUGGUGCACGAGUUGUGCCAAUAAGACUAAAUCGUUCAGAAGAAGAGUAUGAUAAGAUUUUCCAGUCUAUUAAUGGGGUACUUUUCCCAGGAGGUGGUGUUGAUCUUAAGACCUCAGAAUAUUCUAGGAUUGCUAGGAUAUUUUACAACAAGGCACUAAAGGCUAAUGAUAAAGGAGACUAUUUUCCUGUAUGGGGAACAUGUCUGGGAUAUGAAGAGCUUACAUACCUCACCAGUGGGGAGAUUUUACUGACUUGGACUAAUACUGAGGAUUUUGCACUCCCACUGAACUUUACUACAGCUGCAAAAGACAGCAGGAUGUUCAAGAAUUUUCCAGAUGACUUGUUGCAAAAACUUGCCACUGAGUCUUUGACAGCACACUUUCAUCACUGGAGCCUCUCCGUGCAGAAUUUCACACAGAAUGCGAAGCUACGCAAUUUCUAUAAGGUUCUGACAACUAACACCCAUGCAGACGUGGAGUUUAUAUCGACAAUGGAAGCAUAUAAAUACCCAAUUUAUGGUGUCCAGUGGCAUCCAGAGAAAAAUCCUUUUGAAUGGAAGAACUCAUCAGGCAUACCACAUUCUGCAUCAGCUAUGAAAGUUGCAUAUUACGUAGCUGACUUCUUAGUGAAUGAAGCCCGGAAGAGCCUGCACCAUUUUCCUAAUAAGGGUGAAGAGACCAAAGCAUUGAUUUACAAUUAUACCCCUGUUUUUACUGGUAUAUUUUCUCCAUUUGAGCAAGUUUAUUUUUUUGAUUGAACAUCCAUCCCAUAGUACAGGAUAGCGAUCUGUAGAAUUGUUUGUUGCAAGUUUCAUAAUUAAACUCAUGUUGUGCACUGCAAGUGGCAGAAAGCCAAAAUGCUUAGCUUACCUUACAGUGAUUUAUCCUAUGUUACCUCUGUAGAAUUGGCCCAUUAAUCUGACAGAUUUCCAUUCAAUUACAUUAUAAUGGACCUGGAUCUCAUUUUAAUACCUGCUACAGAGAAAUACAUUUUACCUCCAGAGACGGCAACUUGAUUGCACUUAUAAAUUUGAAACAAAUCAGGUUAAUUUAAAAAAAUUGAGCAAUACUUUUGGCCAUAUAUUUGAAAGAAAUGAGUUUACUUCUACAAAACAUUGUCGCCUCUGUGAUAACAGCUGGGUAGUUAAAAGAUUUGAUUUAUCAUAAUUCUGUUCUCUUGGUCAGAUUACAAUACAAUUAAAGGAUGAAAAUCUUUUGA
Terrapene triunguis (Three-toed box turtle) is the source of this 1664-nucleotide messenger RNA. RefSeq names its product gamma-glutamyl hydrolase-like. Gene Ontology annotation, molecular function: gamma-glutamyl-peptidase activity. Gene Ontology annotation, biological process: tetrahydrofolylpolyglutamate metabolic process. Gene Ontology annotation, cellular component: vacuole. The record is from RefSeq and is a predicted model, not a curated record. Lineage: Eukaryota; Metazoa; Chordata; Testudines; Emydidae.